AUGCAAAAAAUCGUUCGCCGAACCGCUCUGGCCAGGAACCAGGCGCAACGAAAAGCCAUUCGAGCCGACAAGAGUGCCCGACGCGAUGAAUUAAAAGACACCCUGCGACAGCGUUUCGCCUACAACCGGAUCGAACUCGAUAAUAUCCGCGCUGAGAGGCUACGACGCCGGGAAGAUUGGAUGCGAGGACCUCUGGCACCUCAGCGAGAUGCAGGAUUUGAAGGAAAGUCGUUUGGCGCGUUGAGUCCACAAGCGAUGAGGCCACCGGCUAUUCCGAAGCAUUUGCGGAGGAAAUAUAUCAACUUUGCUCCGGGUGAUCGGGUGUGCAUUAUGAAGGGACGGGACAAGGGUAAGAUCGAAGUGGUGACUCGAGUGGAUGCCGAGAAUGAGACUCUUACGGUGAAGGAUCUUAACAUGGCCGAUGUCUACUUCCCCGAAUGGCUCAGCGAACAAUACGGCAACAAGACACCCUUCCAGACCGUUCCCCUCCCCAUCUCCAUUGACGACGUGCGUCUCGUUGCUGCCCUCGACGACCCGUCCACAGGCCAAACCCGCGACAUGAUCGUCGAACACAUCUACGGCGGCGGCCCCAUUCUCGAACGCGAGCAGGGCGUUGAAACGCCACGACACACACGCUACAUUGCUGGCGAUGAUAUCGAGAUCCCCUGGCCACGGUUCGAAAAACCAUCCUUCAAAGACGAGGAGUGGGAUACGCUCCGUAUGGAGGUCGAAACACCAUCCUGGGUUCCCUCGCUGCAUUACGCGCCCUUCCCGCCUAGUGUGCUUGAUGAGCUUAGAAACAAGUUCUCCAAGUACCGUACAAGACACGAUCCUGAGUUCGUGGAACAGAAGCGGUUGGAGGAUCUUAAGAAGGAAUAUCUUCGAAGCACGUCUUUGAUGACGCCGAGAGGCGAGCUUAUGGCUAUGAUUCGACAGAAGAAGAAGGAGCAGCUGGAUAGCAUGAGAGAUGAAGAUGGGAAUUUGAAGCUAGAUGACAAGACGGCGUCAUUUAUUGAGAGUUACAUGACGGAGAACUCCGCGGGGAAGACGAAGUCUGCUUAA
This is a messenger RNA of Aspergillus puulaauensis, 1062 nucleotides long. Its product is annotated as mitochondrial 54S ribosomal protein uL24m. Gene Ontology annotation, biological process: translation. NCBI's taxonomy places the organism in Eukaryota, Fungi, Ascomycota, Eurotiomycetes, Eurotiales, Aspergillaceae. Bases 1 to 1062 code for a protein of 353 amino acids. The transcript is spliced from 2 exons. The record is from RefSeq and is a predicted model, not a curated record. Gene Ontology annotation, cellular component: mitochondrion; ribosome. Gene Ontology annotation, molecular function: structural constituent of ribosome; RNA binding.